Molecule: messenger RNA, 1342 nt
Organism: Phycomyces blakesleeanus NRRL 1555(-)
Lineage: Eukaryota; Fungi; Mucoromycota; Mucoromycetes; Mucorales; Phycomycetaceae
Exons: 2
Coding region: 50-1069 (339 amino acids)
Cellular component (GO): mitochondrial intermembrane space; cytoplasm
Molecular function (GO): coproporphyrinogen oxidase activity
Source: RefSeq, a predicted model, not a curated record
CUUACAUACCCAUACAAAAAUAAAAUAAAAUAAUUCAAAAGCUUAUAUAAUGGUCUCUAAUACUUGUAUUCAAUCCAUUUCCCGUCAAGACACAUUAAGGAGAUCAUCCGGAGAACCUUUGACGAAUAAAGAUCCGAUCCGACUGAGACAUGAAGCAUUUGUCAAGAACCUGCAGAACUCGAUUGUCAAGGCCAUUGAACAAGUCGACGGUGGUAAGUUUGAGCGGACAAGCUGGCAAAGAGCCGAGCACGGUGGCGAAGGAAUCACUUGCGUUCUGCAGGACGGUGCAGUGAUCGAAAAGGCCGGUGUGGCAGUCUCGGUGGUCUACAGUGAGCUAUCCGAUACAGCCAUCCAGCAGAUGCGCCAGGACCGAGGCAAGUCGCUCGAAGGCCAGGGUCCCUUUCCUUACUUUGUCACCGGCAUUUCGCUUGUCAUGCACGGCAAGAACCCACACUGCCCAACCGUGCACAUGAACUACCGCUACUUUGAGGUCAUGAAUCCCGACGGCUCAACAAAGCUCUGGUGGUUCGGCGGCGGCGCAGACCUGACACCCGUCUAUCUCUAUGAAGAAGAUGCUGUCCAUUUCCAUGCCGUCCACAAGGCCGCCUGCGACAAACACGAUCUGGCUUACUACCCCAAGUUCAAGCCCUGGUGCGACACAUACUUCAAGAACGCUCACCGGGGAGAAGGCCGUGGAGUCGGUGGCAUCUUCUUUGACGACCUGGCCGACAAGCCCGCCGAACAGAUCUUUGCGUUUGUGCAGGACUGUGGCAAUUCGUUUGUGGACGCAUAUGUGCCGAUCCUAAAGAAACGCAAAGACCAUGCCUACGAUGAUGAGCAGGUCAGGUGGCAGCAGAUCAGAAGAGGCCGGUAUGUCGAGUUCAACUUGAUUUGGGACAGAGGCACUCGGUUUGGACUCCACACACCCUGUGCUCGCGUGGAGUCUAUUCUGAUGACCCUGCCACUGACAGUGCGGUGGGAGUACAUGCAUGAGCCCAAGGAAGGUUCAAUAGAAGCUCGGUUGGAACAGGUCUUGAAGACCCCUGUGGACUGGAUUCCCUUGAAAUAAAUAUAUAUAUAUGUAUAUAUGUAUAUUUAUUUUACUUAUCAAUGUAUUCAAUGCAUUCAAUGUAUUCAAUCUAUUUAUUCAUUUAUUUAAAAGUCAUCUAUAUUUUCUUUCUUCAUUAUAAUCAUUACCACUACUACUAUCACUACUACUAUUAACAAAACAAAACAAAAACAAAUAAAAUGGAAUACAAUUACAAAGUACAAUUACAAUUACAAAACAUAACAAUUACAUCAAAUACAAAUACAAAUACAAAUACAAAUACAAAAUCAAACU